Emiliania huxleyi CCMP1516 is the source of this 1563-nucleotide messenger RNA. RefSeq names its product putative alcohol dehydrogenase. NCBI's taxonomy places the organism in Eukaryota, Haptophyta, Isochrysidales, Noelaerhabdaceae. Bases 43 to 1542 code for a protein of 499 amino acids. The transcript is spliced from 11 exons. The record is from RefSeq and is a predicted model, not a curated record. Gene Ontology annotation, molecular function: succinate-semialdehyde dehydrogenase (NAD+) activity.
CCGGCUGUGGUCGCGCACUUGCCUCACUCAGUCCCGUCCCCGAUGCGGCUCGCGCCGCCGCACCAGCGGCUGAUGCUGUGCUCGAUGUCGAUGGCUCGGUCGAUGAUGACUUCCGCGCCGUCCUCCCUCCCGCUCAAGGACCCGUCCCUCUUUGUCGGCCGCGGCUUCAUAGGCGGCGAGUGGGUCGGUGCGGAUGACGGCAGCACGGUCGACGUGACGGACCCGGCGUCGGGGCUCUGCCUCGGAUCCAUCCCCAACAUGGGCGGCAGCGAGACGCGGCGUGCGGUCGAGGCCGCGGAGGCUGCGUUCGCUAGCUGGCGCUCCAAGACGGGCAAGGAGCGCGGCGCGGUGCUUCGCCGCUGGUUCGACCUGAUCAUGGCCAACCAGCAGGACCUGGCUGCGAUCAUGACGGCGGAGUGCGGCAAGCCCAUGGCGGAGGCGGUGGGCGAGAUAGCGCGCCUCGUUUGUGGAGUGGUUCGCCGAGGAGGCGAAGCGCGUCUACGGCGACGUCGUCCCAAACACGACGCCGGGCACGCGCAUCCUCGUCCUCAAGCAGCCGGUGGGCGUCGUGGGCGCAGUCACGCCGUGGGCAGGUGCGCCCCCGCCCUCGCCGUCGGCUGCCCGGUCGUGGUCAAGCCGUCCGAGCUGACGCCCUUCUCCGCGAGCGCGCUGGCGCUGCUCGCGGAGCGAGCGGGGAUGCCGAGCGGCGUGCUCAACCUGGUGCUCGGCGCGAAGGCGCAGGAGGUCGGCGACGAGCUCUGCUCCAACCCGACCGUGCGCAAGCUCGGCUUCACCGGCUCGACGGCGGUGGGCAAGCAGCUGCUUCGCCAGUCGGCCGCCACCGUCAAGAAGGUGAGCAUGGAGCUGGGCGGGCACGCGCCGCUCAUCGUCUUCGACGACGCCGACUUGGACGAGGCGGUCGCCGGGGCGAUGGGCUCCAAGUGCGUCUGCGCCAACCGCAUCCUCGUGCAGGACGGAGUGUACGACGCCUUCGCCGCCAAGCUCGCCGCCAAGGUGAGCGAGAUGAGGCAGGGGCCGGGCGACCAGCCAGGCGUGACCGUCGGCCCGCUCAUCGACGGGCGCGCGGUCGCAAAGGUGGAGGCGCACGUGCAGGACGCCCUCGCAAAGGGAGCGACCGCCUCGGUCGGCGGCGAGCGCGUCUCGUCCCUCGGCGACAACUUUUACGCGCCGACGGUGCUGACGGGCGCGACUGAGGAGAUGCUCAUCUUCCGCGAGGAAACCUUCGGGCCCGUGGCGCCGCUCUUCCGCUUCUCGGACGAGGCGGAGGCCGUCCGCAUGGCCAACGACACUCCGUACGGCCUCGCGGCGUACCUCUUCUCCAACGACCUCGGCCGCGUCUGGCGCGUCUCCGAGGCGCUCGAGUACGGCAUGGUCGGCGUCAACGCGGGCAUCAUCGCGACGGAGGCGGCGCCGUUCGGAGGCGUCAAGGAGAGCGGCCUGGGGCGCGAGGGCUCAAAGUACGGCGCCGACGAGUUUGUGGAGGCAAAGUACGUCUGCCUGGGCGGGAUCGGCGCGCUGUGAAUGACAGAACAAUUCAAAGAA